Messenger RNA from Fusarium redolens, 1209 nucleotides. Its product is annotated as tryptophan synthase beta subunit-like PLP-dependent enzyme. The record is from RefSeq and is a predicted model, not a curated record. The transcript has 2 exons. Gene Ontology annotation, molecular function: D-cysteine desulfhydrase activity. Bases 109 to 1131 code for a protein of 340 amino acids. NCBI's taxonomy places the organism in Eukaryota, Fungi, Ascomycota, Sordariomycetes, Hypocreales, Nectriaceae.
AUUUAUCUUAGCACUUCUCUUUGCCCUUCGACUUUACCAAACCCAAAAAAUUAGAAAUUAAUCUAAACUACUAUUCCUUGAUCUUGCUCCACACAAGAAAACAUCAUCAUGGUCAAGCUCCCGUCACCAUUCGCCGAGAUUCCUCGGGUCCAGUUGCUCUUCGACCGACCCUCGGACAUCGAGCGAUUAUCGCGCCUCAGCUCAUCUAUAGAUGGGGGUGCGAACUUAUGGAUAGCUCGAGAGGACCGCAACUCAGGUCUUGCUUUUGCCGGCAAUAAAGUUCGCAAGCUGGAGUACGUCCUAGCGGAUGCCCUUGCACAAGGUGCUGAUACUCUUGUGACCACGGGCGGACUCCAGUCGAACCAUAUGUGCCAAACUUCUGCUGCUGCGGCUCGACUUGGUCUCAAGGUUGCUCUCUAUCCGGCCAAUCGUGUUGCUUCCGAAGAUGCUGAGUACAAGUAUUUGGGCAACAUCCAAGCAAACUCAAUUCUAGGUGCCGAGACCUUCUCCCCGGACACAAGCGAGGAGACUGCUAUCCAAAUUCUCAAAGAACGUGGGCAAAAGCCUUAUUCAAUUCCCGCUGGCGCGAGUACACAUCCUCUUGGUGGUUUGGGUUACGCACGCUGGGCAUUUGAGCUUCUUGAGCAGGAAACAAAGCUCGGCGUCACAUUUGACGUCAUCACCCUUGUUGCGGGUUCUUGUUCCACGCUGGGAGGUAUACUCGCAGGGCUCAAACUGGCGCAAAAAGAGGGGAUCAAAGGGUCGAAGAAACAUCUUAUUGGAUUUUCGGUUUUGUAUCCGAAGAGAGAGGAUGUUGUUGAAAAGGUGUUGAGUAUAGCAAAGAACGCAGCGUCAAAAAUUGGCGUGUCUCCGGAUGAGAUCACGGAAGACGAUUUCGAUAUCGAUACUUCUUAUAUCGGGGAAGGGUAUGGGCAGGUGAAUGAAAGCACCGCUGAUGGAAUGAAGGAGCUGGCAAGAGUGGAGGGUAUCUUGACGGAUCCUGUUUAUACGGGUAAGGCUUUUAAUGGACUGCUUCAUACGGCGAAGAGUGGCGGACUUCGUGGCAAGGAUGUUCUCUUUGUUCAUACAGGAGGACAGGCGGUUCUUGGAGCUUAUCCACAGUUAAGAUAGCCAGCUCAAGUGGAAGCGUUAUAGAGACAAUCGAGAUAGAAACUUCUAGUUAAUCAUACUCAACGUUGUUAAAUCAUU